Molecule: messenger RNA, 1366 nt
Organism: Lactuca virosa
Lineage: Eukaryota; Viridiplantae; Streptophyta; Magnoliopsida; Asterales; Asteraceae
Source: the annotation of a GenBank genome assembly
UAGACAUUAAACGGAACCAUACCAAAAAAGGGACUCACUCAUCGACAACUACCGGAGAUGCUGGUAAUUAGACCGGCAACCGCCGUUCCCAUUCCCGCCGGCUGCUUUACUCGGGGCUGUUGUCUCCUUUCGAAAGCAAGCAACGUUUUCGUUACCUGGAAUACGAUUACGAGAAAUAAUAAUUUGACAAAGGAUGGAAUUAGAGCUUCCGCUGGGCAGCUGUUAGGUCCUGUUGAACAGGCAAAGCCUCAGCUGUAUCAUCCGUUAGAGGACAUUUCAGAUUGUGAAGAAUCGGAUGAGAAUGGGGACGCCAUACUUAAACCUGCUGAAACUAGUCGGACUAUUAUCGAGACGAACAGCAAAGGUUUGCUUAUGUUCUCAGGUCUGGUCAGUGAUGAGGUCUAUGAGAAUGUGUUCUUGCCUGAUUUGCCUUAUGUUAAGGGUGAACAUGGAAAUAUAUAUUUCCAAGUGAAGAAUGAUGAAGAUGUUCUGCAAGCUCUUGCUUCUGGGGAUAACCUUGUGCAAGUCAUAAUAGGCUUAGACACCACAGAAAUGGUGAAUGAGAUGGAGUCAUUAGAUCAAUCAGACGAUGAUUCUGAUUUUGAGGAUGAAGAUAGUGAUUUUGAAGAUGAUGAAAGUGACAACUAUGGAAAGGAUUGGGUUUCAGUUCUAGAUGAUGGGGAUGAAGAUUCUGAUAGGUCCCUUGGUGAUUGGGCAAAAUUGGAAACCAUGCGUUUGUCCCAUCCAAUAGAUUUUGCUAAACAGCUGGCGGAUUUUGUAUCAGAGGUUCCUAUAAACUACAUGGACCAGCCUCCUUCUGGGAUUUCUAUUCAUGGCCUUCUGAGACCUGCAUUUGUUGGAGAGAAUUCAAAACAAGAAUUGCAGAAGGAUGAGAGCUUUGGAAAUGGGACUUCAUAUUAUAAGUUAGAAAUGAUCAAAAUGCAAUUGAUUUCAGCACAUGGAAAUCAGGCUUAUGUUGAAGUGGAAGAUUUUAGCAGGUCUGGACCCGAUGCAGUUGCACAUUCAGCUGAUAAAAUAAUAUCUCGGGUAAAAUCUGGUGGAGAUAAAAUGACACAUGCUUUUAAAUCGUUAUGUUGGAGAUGCAAAGGCAUUCAAGUGGAGGAGGUGGCUCUUAUUGGUGUUGACAGCCUUGGAUUUUACUUACGAGUGUGUUCUGGUAGACAAGUUGAGACAUUACGGUUCACAUUUAAGAAUCGGGCGUCCUCAGAGUAUGGUGUUGAGAGCCAGUUGAAUGGAUUGCUCUUCCCUUUAACCAUGAGCCAGCAGCUGAAGAAAGAAGUUAAACUAUGAGUGGUAUAGCAUAGAGAUGUAAAAUAACUAACAAAAACAAAUAUCUUAAUAACAU